UUUUAAAGCAUGUGUCAUCUCGACUUGCGUCUCCAAAUAUCGCUCCUAUAGGAAAUAUACGCGCCGAGAAAGGACGCCGAAGCGCAAAAAGUCGCACCACCUCCAAACAACUUCCAGGCAAGACGCGUCGCUUUACACAGGCCUGCUCACUUACCGAGUGGAGAAAUAUUUGUAGAAGUUGAAGUUUCUCUUUGGCUUCACUGACUUGCUGUCGGUUACACCGCAUUUAGAUUGUGGGAGACAUCCGAUCUCUUGACAGGGGGCGACCAGAAGUCAGCAGAGACGCCGUGUGUGCGCACUGACCGCGCCAGUCUCACCUACCCAUCUCACCCGGCUGCUCUGUUGUUUUUGGCUCCGGUAGACUUUUUUAGACAAAAAAAAAGUGUAAGUAAGCCGUGAGAUGACCCUGUCUGGGGGCAGCGAAAGAGCCAGCGACAUGUCCGGCCAAACUGUGCUCACAGCAGAGGACGUGGAUAUCGACGUGGUGGGCGAGGGAGACGAUGAGUGCAUGGAGAGGGUGGACAGCGACUGCGACAGCCCGGGGGGAGGCAUCCUGCACGACCUCCGAGGAGAAGCAGGCGACGAGGAGGUGGAAGACGAGAUCGAGGUGGAGAAAGAGGAGAUGAGGUCCGGCGGAGGGAGCCCGUGCUGCGAGAGCUCCGGGGAGGGAGAGACUGGCACCGGAAAGGGAGAGGGUCACGAAGGGAGCGCAGCGGCGGGAGGUGGGAUUCAGAAGCCCAAAAGUAGCCUGGUAAAACCGCCGUACUCCUACAUCGCCCUCAUCACAAUGGCUAUCCUCCAGAGCCCGCAGAAAAAGCUCACCCUCAGCGGGAUCUGUGAGUUCAUCAGCAACCGCUUCCCGUAUUAUAGGGAGAAGUUCCCGGCGUGGCAAAACUCCAUCCGCCACAACUUGUCCCUCAACGAUUGCUUUGUGAAAAUCCCCCGGGAACCUGGCAACCCCGGCAAGGGCAACUACUGGACCCUGGACCCGGCUUCCGAGGACAUGUUCGACAACGGCAGCUUCCUCAGGAGGAGGAAAAGGUUCAAGCGGGUUCAGCCGGACAUGCUCAGGGACCAGACUGCUCUCAUGAUGCAAAGUUUCGGGGCGUACAGCCUUGGGGGGCCCUAUGGGCGGCACUACGGGAUCCACCCGGCUGCAUAUUCCCAUCCGGCGGCUUUGCAGUACCCGUACAUCCCCCCUGUAGGUCCCAUGCUGCCCCCGGGCGUCCCUCUCCUGCCCUCCGCGGAGCUUAGCAGAAAAGCGUUCAACUCCCAGCUCAGCCCGAGCCUUCAACUGCAGCUCAACAGUCUGAGCACGGCGUCCAUGAUCAAAUCAGAGCCGUCCAACAGACCGUCGUUCAGUAUAGAGAACAUCAUCGGGGUCUCCAGCGCCUCCUCGUCCUCACCGGGCGCCGCUCAGGCUUUCCUGCGGCCUCCGGUGACCGUUCAGUCGGCCCUUCUGAGCGCUCAGUCCCUCUCUCUGACCCGGACCUCAGCCGCUAUCGCUCCCAUCCUCAGUGUACCUUCAAAUAUUAUUUCUGGACACGUUUUACCCUCAGCAGCGGCGGCGGCAGUGUCCAAAUGGCCUUCACAGUGACUUAAACAAAGCAAAAAAAAACAAACUUAUUUUUAUAUAGAGACAUUAUCACUGGAGGAAGUGUGAACAGCACAAAUCAAUAGGCAGCACUGGACUCAUGUAAAGACUGUUGAAACACAGAGAAAAAAAGAAAAAGGAGAUAUUUCUGUACAGGUAAUAUUUGUAAAUAUUUGUAAAAAAAAAAAAAAAAAAAGAAGAAUGAUUUUACCUGUUUGACUUUUACCUGUCUUUUUUUGUUGUUUUGUUUUGUUUUGUUCCUGAUUGAGAUCUGUGAUAAUUAUUUUACAUUUUCUUUUUGUAUUGGAAGCUCAAGACACAAGUGGACACAAUUUUUUUGGCUUCCUUUUCAUACAAGACACAAAAAGCUCUGAAAAAAAAAUAGUCUGUUUAUAAUAAAAAAAAAAUCAAAUAUAUGUAAUUCUAUGUAGCUAU
This is a messenger RNA of Thunnus maccoyii (southern bluefin tuna), 2029 nucleotides long. RefSeq names its product forkhead box D3 (gene foxd3). Bases 401 to 1597 code for a protein of 398 amino acids. Gene Ontology annotation, molecular function: DNA-binding transcription factor activity, RNA polymerase II-specific; RNA polymerase II cis-regulatory region sequence-specific DNA binding. The record is from RefSeq and is a predicted model, not a curated record. NCBI's taxonomy places the organism in Eukaryota, Metazoa, Chordata, Actinopteri, Scombriformes, Scombridae. The transcript has a single exon. Gene Ontology annotation, biological process: anatomical structure morphogenesis; regulation of transcription by RNA polymerase II; cell differentiation.